This is a messenger RNA of Pleurotus ostreatus (oyster mushroom), 873 nucleotides long. RefSeq lists its product as uncharacterized. The record is from RefSeq and is a predicted model, not a curated record. The transcript is spliced from 4 exons. Bases 1 to 873 code for a protein of 290 amino acids. NCBI's taxonomy places the organism in Eukaryota, Fungi, Basidiomycota, Agaricomycetes, Agaricales, Pleurotaceae.
AUGCCCCGUGUUUGUGUGGAAAACAGUGCCAAGCGUUACAAUUACCAAGAAACUGCUUUCCUCGACUUCCUCGUGCCCUAUUAUCUACAAGUGAAGGACAAGGCAGAGCGUGUACACUUUUUCAAGGCCGCGUACAUCCUUUUCCAUGACCGGUUCCCCAUUGAGAAGCUGGGGUUGUCCUCCACUAUCUAUAAGACCACUAGGGACAAGGCUAAACAGACACUCGCAAAAAGGGUCAUGGUGUCUGCCCUCUUCCUCGAACGAAGCCUCAUUCACAGCCCCAUGGAACAUUGGACUGAGAUUAUGAGCCUCAGGGCGGAUAGAGAACGCCGGCUCAAGAGGUGCAUAUUCAUCAUGCGGCGUCCAAAGCGACCUAUUAUUGAAGUAGAAUGCUACGCAGAUUGGGAUACAGCUACCCCCCUUCCGGCCCCUGUCUCCACCCAUCACCACACCGACUUUACUGCUGGACCUAGAGGCUUCCGAACGAAGCGAACGACCUAUCAAGCCACAGUCGUGACCCCAAGUGCGCCUUCAAUCCCACCAGAAGACGACACCAGCCGUCCAUUCCCACAACUAUUGGAUCCGUCUGACCCAAUUCUUGCCAAUGUCGUCGAGAUACCAGACAUACUGACCCUUGAGAGAGUGCGGCGGCAAACAGCAGGCAUAAGUUUCAUUAUCUGUGCUUCUCUCUCCCAGAUCUUCCCUUUCACACCUGGAUGCCAGAGAGAGACUCCUUCGUGCAAGAGUUUCUACGGCUUGAAGCGCCUGAACCACGGGUCCCAAGAACAUGUCCAGGUUGUCACACGGCGCCUGCGCUCUAUCGCUGCCAUCAAUGCUUUGACGAGCGCAUUUAUUGUCGUGCUUGCGUUGUAA